AAAUGUAGACUACGACCAUAUAGGAUAUAUAAAUAUCUGGUAAGCUAGUUUUAAUUUUUUGAAUAUAGUAAAACUUAUGUUCGAUAUAAGGAGAGUGCACUGUAUUUCGGAAACAAGACAUAAUUGUUGCGCCAGAGCUCUCGUAUGGCACACACAAUCCAAAAGCUGCUUAGACACAUCGUCGUAUUGCAACGAACCCAUGAAACACAUAUGAGGACGGGGGAGAGUUGGAACGGCAACCGUGGCGUUCUCUCAAGCGUUACAGUUUUGGCUUGUCGUAACGGCAAGUAGUCUUCAGUUGUGCAUAGACCUGGAUCCGGUGUAGAUUGUCUUGUCAAGAGGAAGAUCUUGAGAUAAACAUUGUUUUAAAUACUUGGAUAAAAGGUUAAAAACUAUUUCAAAAUCGUAUUAUAUAAAUGCAAUUAAGAUAUUUCGAAUGUGUGCUCGCCGAGUGAAAAUUUAGUUCUGGAGCAUAUUUUUACACAAUUUGUAUAAUCAUAUCCAAUUUUGCUGGUGCUUUAGCUCAGUUUUGGCCGUUUUAGCUCGGCGUGCUUGUUCAUGCAUGCAGUGUGGUAAGUUGUUACCAUUCGGACCUCACCUCCGCCCGGAAAAACGAAAACGUAGACAAACAAUGCUUAAGGCCGUAAAGAAAACGACCGAGGUAAACAAAUCGAAAUUAAAAGUUACGGCCAGUAAUGCCAGCGAGAACAACAACAACAAUAAUAAUAAAGACAACGACAGUGACACCUCUGAACUGGCCAUAAAACGAGGCUCCAUCUCUGGCCAAAAGCCAGAAGGCAGUCCAAAUGACAGUCCCCCCCUGAAGAAACUCAGCCUGAAGGGCAACCAACUUUGCGGCAGCAUUUUAAUAGGCAACUACAACUACCUAACCCAAUUGGAGGUGUGCGAGAACGAAAUGGAAGUCUUGGAUCUGAGCACCUUGGCACAAUUGGAAACAUUGAAAUGCAGUCGAAACAAGCUAAUUGAGCUAAUUAUAAAUGGCACCAAUUUGCAGACACUUAUAGCGGAUCAUAACUGUCUGCAGAGCAUCUCCAUAUCGAAGUCGGUGCCAUUGAAGCUGCUGCAUCUGGACAUCUCGUACAAUUACCUGAGCACUUUGCCCCAGUGGAUUGGUGGCUGUGUGGCUUUGGACACACUCAUCGCAACGCACAAUCACUUGAGCCACAUUAGGGAACUAUUAAGAAAUUAUCGCAUCAGCUGCCUGCGUACGCUGAACCUUUCGUACAAUUCUCUGCAGCAGCUCGACUAUUUGCCGGAUGCUUUUUGCAGCGUGAAGCAGUUGCAGCUACAGAGCAACGAGCUGCAGCGGCUGCCGGACAAUUUUUUUGCCGUAACCCAUGCGCAGCUUAGCCAACUGAAUGCCUCCUGCAAUAGGCUAGGCCAAUUGCCGCGCUACGAGCAGAACAAUAAUGCGGCGCUGGAAGAGCUCAGCCUGACGGCGAAUCAGCUGAACGAUAACAUAUUCGAGCCACUGUUGCAUGCGAGCCGGCUGAAAGUGCUGCGCCUGGCUCACAAUCGCCUGGGCGUGCUGCCCGCGGAGUGUGUGCGCAACUGGCCGGAGCUGGAGGUAUUGGUGCUAUCUGGCAAUAUGCUGCAACAGCUGCCGGAUCAGGUAGCCAGUCUGAGUCAGCUUCGGGUGCUGCGCUGCUGCAACAAUCUGCUGCUCAGCACGCCGCAGCUGGCCAAGCUGAGCAGGCUAAAGAUACUGGACUUGGCGCAUAAUCAUUUGGAUCGCAUUAAUCUGCUGUCGCUGGUGCCUGCGCGCAAUCUCAAGUACUUGGAUCUGUCUGGCAAUUUGCAGCUGCAGGUGGAUGAGCAGCAGCUUAAGGUCUGCAAGACGCAAAGCCAGCGCGUCUGGAGCUUAGUCGAUGUCUCCGGCAACAAUCGCGCCGAAUUGCCCACCAGCACGCGACGCCUGCCGUCAGAGUUUAACAAAUCUGUGCACAAAGCCAAGACGCUGCCCUGGACCCUGGGCUUUGCCGAGACACCUGGUGAACUGCGCAAGCUGCUUGUUAGUCAGCUGCGUGCGAGUCAGUUUAAUGGAUGCGCAGAUGAAGCGCUCUUGGGCAUGUUUGAGUCGCAGAGCGAUGCUCGCCAGGCACAGCAAAUGGCUCAACUGGUGCCCGGCCUGUUGAGGCAGGAGCAAACGCUGAAGGAGUCGCCGCUGAAUGACUACUUGAAGUACACGCUGCUCUCGGCGCAGCGGCAAUGCGGCGUUUGCCUGCGCAGCGCCACGCUCAUGCACCUGCUCCGCCAACCCUCCAAGGUGCGCGCCCUCAAGUCCAAGCGUUAUGUACUGCGACUAGCCCAUCUCGGCCACUUCGACGCGUAUCUAGUGCGACGCACCACCCACCUGCGAUUGACCGAGUCUGUAGCACACUGCGAUGGCCAUAAACGUCUCACAGCUACACAUACACUGCCCGAUCCUGAACUGCUGGAGAUAACACUGAGCAACGAUGAUGAGUACCUGGUGCUGGGCAAUGAUCAGCUGUGGGCUGUGAUGGACAUUGGACGUGCGGCACGGGAGAUACGCAAGGAGGAGAAUGCGCUGCUGGCCGCCAAGAGGUUGCUGGAGAUAGCUCAAAGCUUUGGCGCCACAGCGAAUCUCAGUGUGAUUGUGGUGCGGUUCAGUCACCUGAGCACCGAUGUGGAUCAUUUGAUUCGGGAGCUGAAGCAGAGUGUGCGUAAAAAACCUGCGCUAAUAAGCACGCAAUCACCGCCGCCCAGCCUGUCCGUGAGCAAGCGCACCUGUUGUGAUCGCAGCAAUGCGUGCCGACAUCGCAAUUUGGAGCAGGAGCUGCUGGCUGGACGCUCUUCGCCCAGCGGCCAAAGCAAUCCGGAUUUGUUGAGCAAAGAUGUGGCCACUGUGGCCAAGGACGAGUUCAUAUUGGCGCAUGCGCGUGUGCUGCAGGAGGAACAGCAACUGGAAAUGCUGGACGAGACGGAGUCGGUAUUAUCCGAAGAACAAUUCAAAUGCUGGGAAUAUAUGCUGGAGCAGAACACCCAACUGCUGUUCGACAAGGAGCUGAAUACAAUAUCCAAAUCAUUUACCAAGCAGCGACUGCCCACAGCCGGCAACGAUUGCAACGAUCUGAAGUCGAAUCUCAUACGCAACGUGACCAACAAGUUCAUCUCGAGCAGCACACCCCAGUUGACCCAGCCGCAUCCUCCGUUGGCUGCCUAUCAGCAGUUGAAGCAGCAGCUACCCACCGAACAUUUUGGCAGCAUGCGCUCCUUCCAGCAGUCCCCCAACUAUGGCUACAAUCUCUUCGAUGGCAAGUCACGGGAUGUCUAUGCCAAGUUGGGCGGUGGACCACAUGCCGCUUACUUUGGUUCCCUGCAGCGGCGCAUGCCCUCUAAUUUUGAGUAUGAUUUUCCUGUUACGCAGGAGAGGGAUCAUAAUAUUUUGGAUGAGGAGGAGUUGGACGAGGAUGGCUUUUCGGAGCAUGAGAGUCGCAUGCGUAAAUAUUGGGGCGUGGCAACCACUGAGCUGUAGGCGAAGGCGGAAGAACAAAUUUUGCAUUUGUUUGUUGUUUAGUACUUAAAUUAUAAAGAAUAUAAAUAGGUUGGAAAUGGAAUGGAGAACAAAGAUGGAUGGCAUUAUAUCAACAAUUUAACUGCUAUAAUUGGAGAUUAUAGUAUAAGAUAUGCAUCGUAUUAGAAGAGCCGGACGCAUAGUUGUAU
This is a messenger RNA of Drosophila novamexicana, 3705 nucleotides long. It is a transcript of the gene Phlpp, whose product is annotated as protein phosphatase PHLPP-like protein. The transcript is spliced from 4 exons. The record is from RefSeq and is a predicted model, not a curated record. Lineage: Eukaryota; Metazoa; Arthropoda; Insecta; Diptera; Drosophilidae. Gene Ontology annotation, molecular function: receptor serine/threonine kinase binding. Bases 563 to 3517 code for a protein of 984 amino acids.